AUGGAUAGCACAGAUGACACGACGAGUCUUGUGUCCGUGUCCACAUGUGGUUGUGCAUUUGCUCCAUUCACUGACAGUCCAUUCAUAAACACAUGGUGCAUCAUCGUAGACGAAGAUGGUUCCUCCGACUUCAACCUCCUUCUCGACUUGAAUCAAUCCGUUUCCAUUGAGAUAGAAAUGAUCGGAUCCAUUCUUGAGAGCCAAGUUGUUGGUACUCUUUCUGGCUUCAGAGAUCUUGAUGUUGGUGGCUCCCUCUGGAAGUUUGAUAAUAUCAUGGUAUCCUGGAGAGAGGUUGCGUUCGUCGAAACGUCCUUCAAUGGUUUUGCAGGUGGAGCCAUCUCCAUCACACUUUCCGCACUUCUUUCCAUCACAUCCAACUGGAAGACAUUCUCCAUCAACACAGAUAUCGUUGCUCUUGGAAUCACACUUGGUUCCAUCGACAACCUUAUCAGCCCAUUUGUAGUAAAAGUUUCCGGAUUCUGGUUUGCAAACCAAUUCACACCUGAAGACAUGGAUGCAAUAGAUCUUAUGGAGCAGUCGGACUCACUUGUUCUUUCCCUUGUAUGGACUCCAUUUGUGAUAGUUUCCAUCGAGAGCCUCAUCGUUGAACUUAGAACAUUGCUCGGCGCGGAAGUCAGUUCCGUCCUCACAUGGCUCCAAGUUACACGAGAUGUAACGGACAGAAGCGCCAGUGCAAUCACCGCUGGAAAUGAGAGGAUUUGA
This is a messenger RNA of Caenorhabditis remanei, 723 nucleotides long. RefSeq lists its product as uncharacterized. The record is from RefSeq and is a predicted model, not a curated record. Bases 1 to 723 code for a protein of 240 amino acids. NCBI's taxonomy places the organism in Eukaryota, Metazoa, Nematoda, Chromadorea, Rhabditida, Rhabditidae. The transcript is spliced from 3 exons.